UGUAUUUUGACUCAUCUGACUUCAUAGUUCCUCCUCCGGACCAGCAGGGGGCAGUGACGCAGCGUGACGUCAGAUCGGAGCAGCGCAUCCUGGUUACGGUGAAGCUGAGCUAACAGAUAGCAGCUAGCUGGUUAGUUUCCUCCUCAGUUCAGUUCAGCUCAGCGGGGAUCCGCUGCUGGCUCCGCCUCGUCAGUGUCUUCCUGGCGGUUGCUCAGUCAGUCAGUCAGUGACAGACAGACGGGCCGCUCAGAUCAGACGUUCGUUCACCGUUAAAUCCUCCGCUCCGGGGAUGUCUUUCAUGGAGAAGCCGAAGCCGACCCCCGGCAGGCUGCUGCUGGACGACACCGUGCCGCUGACGGCGCUGAUCGAAGCCAGCCAGAACCUGCAGUCACACACGGAGUACAUCGUCAGAGUCCAGAGGGGCGUGUCUUCAGAGAAUAGCUGGCAGGUGAUUCGGCGCUACAGUGACUUUGAUGUUCUAAACAGCAGCCUGAUGGUUUGUGGCAUCAGUCUCCCUCUUCCUCCCAAGAAGCUACUUGGAAACAUGGACAGGGAGUUCAUAGCAGAGAGGCAGAGAGGACUGCAGGCCUUUCUGGACUCAAUUACCCAGCACCCCCUGCUUUCCAGCUCCCUGACAGUCAAGAAGUUCCUGGACCCUAACAACUACUCUGCCAACUACACAGAGAUCGCCCUGCAGCAGGUCUCCAUGUUCUUCAGAUCAGACCUGAAGUGGGAGGUCCUGGAGCCCCUCAAAGACAACGGGUGGAGGAUCAGGAAGAAAUACUUUUUAAUCAAAAACAAAGAGCAGCCCAAAGAGAGGUAUCUGCUGAGCUGGGUGGACCUGGGUCCUGAUAAGUUUCUGUCCGACAAAGACCUGCAGUCAGCCAUGAAGCUGUUAACCAGUCUCUCUACCCCAUAUCUCUGUCCGCUGUUGUUCUCCAGCACCAGUGAGUCUUCAGCUCUGCUCAUCCGGCCGUUCAGUGAGAGAGGCUCUCUGAGAGACCACAUCUGUAAGGUGAAGCCCAGAGAGAGUUACCUCAAGAAGUACUGUAACCCCAAGAAGAGUCAGGGUCUCGAACUGCAGCACAUCAAACUGUACGGCCGCCAGAUCCUGGAGGGCCUGAAGCUCCUCCAUGAUGGCGGCGUAUUUUUCGGUCACCUUCACGCGUCCAACGUAAUUGUGGAUGAUGGCGUGUGUCGACUGAUGGAUGUAGAGAACGGCAUGCUGGGAGUUCCCUCCGUGCUGCGACCCGCCUUCACCCAACUCAGGAAGAUCAACACCACAGAGAGCAUCGACGUCUUCUGCUUUGGACAUUUACUGUAUGAGAUGACGUACGGCCGACCGCCAGACAGCGUCCCUGUCGAUCAGUACCCCGCUGACCCCUACACCACAGUGGUGUCAGUGCUGCAGUCCAUUUUAUCCACAGAAGCUUGUAAGAGCGGGAUGCCAACAGUGUCGGAGCUCAUCCAGACACCGCUGUUCAGUGACGUCCAGCUCCAACACUCAGAAAAACUCCAGAUCAAGGUUCCCAGCAGGCUAAAAGAGGCACUGAAGGUGGCGAAGGAGAGUCUGGAGAAGAGGCUGCAGGAGGAGCAGAGGCUGCUCCACCAACACAGGAGGCUGACCAGAGCUCAGUCUCACCACGGCUCAGAGGAAGAGAGGAAGAGGAGGAAGAUUCUGGCGAGGAAGAAGUCCAGACAGUCGGCUUAUGAAAAUGAAGAAGACGUCUCUGUCAGAAACAACAAUAACUCUGGUUCUGGAGCCAGUUCCCCUCCCACAUGCCCCUCCUCCCCCACCCCCCCAUCCACCACAGGAGCCCUGACUGCUCCUCCUCCCCCUCCUCCUCCUCCUCCUCCUCCUGCUCCUUCUACCCCUCCUACGCUGGACUCGUCCUCCUGUCCUCCUCCUCGCACUGCCUUGCUGAGCUCCAUCCAGGCCUUCAGUAAGGCCAAACUGAAGAAGGCCGAGAUCGUCGACCACAGCAAACCCAUCAUCUGACCCCCGCCCACCACCGCGACCUGUCCUCGACCAGGAAACCAUCACUACGGCGACACAACCGACCUGCUGGUUCUGCACUGCGGUUAAUGUCGUUGCUCCCUGAGAUGUGAAAAGGAAUCACUAACAAAAAAAAAAGAAAAAUCCAAGUACCAUUUUAUUUUUUAUCGCUCUUUCUGCUUUUUUUUUUGCUUUUAAAUUUUUAAAAUCUGUAGCUGUGGUUGGAGAGAGUAGAGGACGGGCGGGGGGGGAGACAGCCGCCUCAGUCUGUCCUUUAGAAAACUCUGGACAAUUCGAGGCACCUGAAGGUUUGUCCUCUCUUGACUGCUUUGUCACAAGGAGACACAGCCACCAGGCUGCAGAUAAACUCAAACUGAGUCUGGUGAGCUUCUGUGGUCGACCUGCUGCUUCAGCAGGCAGCCGACUGGUUUCUUCUCUGCUUGUAAAAGUGGCGGUUGAACGUUUGAAAUUUGAAGUUUUGGAGCCACUGUGGAUGCUUCAUCCCGCUGGAUGAUGAAGUUGAAUUUCCUGGAUCCAAACCUCAGUGCUCGGACACUGUCAUGGCACUGCACUGGUCCUGAAACUGGUCCAAACUGCAGCUUUCCUUCUUUAAAAUCAUCUCAUGACAUGUAGCCUCCAGGCUCCAUGGAGACUCUUUCACUGCAGGACGUCGGUGAUGAAGAAUGACUCAUCAAUAGAAGCUGCACUGCAAAAAAAAAUACCCAUCAAGUCAUUUCUGUCUAUAAUUAUGUCCUAAAAACAUACUUUUCUUAAAACGAGUGGAAAAAACCUUCCAGUGCAGAAUAUUUUAAUAGAAAUCAACUUCUCUUUUGUAGAACUUUCUAGAAAUGUGUCUAUAUCUUGAAACAAGAAAAAUAAGGCAGGUCGCUGCAUUAAACAAAAGAAAAACGUUA
This is a messenger RNA of Sebastes umbrosus (honeycomb rockfish), 2910 nucleotides long. RefSeq names its product PX domain containing serine/threonine kinase (gene pxk). The record is from RefSeq and is a predicted model, not a curated record. Lineage: Eukaryota; Metazoa; Chordata; Actinopteri; Perciformes; Sebastidae. Gene Ontology annotation, biological process: endosome to lysosome transport; early endosome to late endosome transport; protein targeting to lysosome. Gene Ontology annotation, cellular component: extrinsic component of endosome membrane; late endosome; early endosome. The coding region runs from base 290 to 1999 and encodes 569 amino acids. The transcript has 18 exons. Gene Ontology annotation, molecular function: phosphatidylinositol binding; ATP binding; actin binding.